CCCCACUGGGCCAAGCACCCUCACCCACGGGUGCCGACCUUGGCAGGCUUGAGGCAGGACGAGGCCGCGCCCAUGGGCUCUCGCAAAGCGUCGCUCGCUGCCGCGUACCUGCUGGGGAUGCUAGCCGCUUGCUGCCUCGGAUCCAGGUGGAACAGUUCAGAGUUCUUCCAGACAGCACCUCCACCUACAACUCCACCCACGAGCCCCCCACCCACGACUACACCAGAACCCACAGUUCCCCCCAGGCUGCAGCUGGUGGCCGGGCCUGGGGCCCUGCAGUGCGCAGGCGUGGUAGAAUUCUACAGCGGCAGCCUGGGUGGCACUGUCCUCUACGAGGCCCAAGAGCAGCUGGACAGCCUGGGCAGCCUCCUGUGCAGUGCUCUCCAGUGUGGAACCUUCCUGAAGCAUCUGCCACCAGAUGAAGUAGCCAGAGCCCCGGGCCUAUCAGAACCAGGGAGAGAGACCGAGAUGGGCAGUGCCGGCGUGGCUGAGGGGAGGAGCCCUUUGCCAACGCGAUGGAAAGUCCGGAACUCCAGCUGUGCCUCCCUGCCUGAAUGCUUCAGGAAAAUCCAGCCGCAGGAGGGCAGCCAGGUGCUGGCCCUGCUCUGCUCAGGUUUCCAGCCCAAGGUGCAGAGCCGCCUGGCGGGGGGCAGCGGCGUGUGCGACGGCAGCGUGGAGGUGCGCCACGGCUCGCGCUGGGCCGCCCUGUGCGACAGCUCUGCCGCCAGGCGUCUGGCCCGGUGGGAGGAGCUGUGCCAGGAGCAGCAGUGCGGCAGGGCCAUCUCCUUCCACGCGCUGGACACCGCCUCCGCAGGGCUCUUCUGUCCCGAUGAGAGGUUGUCCCAGUGCCACAAGCUUCAGGAGAGAAAAACCCACUGCAAGAGGGUGUUUGUCACCUGCCAGGAUCCAAACCCAGCAGGCCUGGCUGCAGGCACCGUGGCGAGCAUCAUCCUGACCCUGGUGCUCCUGGCUGUGCUGUUGGUCAUGUGUGGACCGAUCGCCUACAAGAAGCUGGUGAAGAAAUUUCGUCAGAAGAAGCAGCGCCAGUGGAUCGGCCCCACGGGAAUGAGCCAGAGCAUGUCUUUCCAUCGGAACCACACCGUGCGGUCCCAGGUUGAGAACCCCAGUGCUUCCCAUGUGGACAAUGAAUACAGCCAGCCUCUCAGGGACUCCCACCUGUCCGCGUAUCCAGCUCUGGAAGGGGCCCUGCAGCGCGCCUCAGCCCAGCCCGACAAUUCCUCCGACAGCGACUAUGAUCUUCACACAGCUCAGAGGCUGUAAAAGGACUGGGAACCCCAACAAAAGACCAAUGAGCCACACCCAGCCGUCCUGAGGACACUCCCCUUUGACCUUUUGGAAGUGACAUUGCCAU
This is a messenger RNA of Perognathus longimembris pacificus (Pacific pocket mouse), 1372 nucleotides long. RefSeq names its product CD5 molecule (gene Cd5). Bases 73 to 1281 code for a protein of 402 amino acids. Lineage: Eukaryota; Metazoa; Chordata; Mammalia; Rodentia; Heteromyidae. The transcript has 10 exons. The record is from RefSeq and is a predicted model, not a curated record. Gene Ontology annotation, cellular component: plasma membrane. Gene Ontology annotation, biological process: T cell costimulation.